Olea europaea var. sylvestris is the source of this 2016-nucleotide messenger RNA. RefSeq names its product zinc finger MYM-type protein 1-like. The record is from RefSeq and is a predicted model, not a curated record. NCBI's taxonomy places the organism in Eukaryota, Viridiplantae, Streptophyta, Magnoliopsida, Lamiales, Oleaceae. The transcript is spliced from 4 exons. The coding region runs from base 1 to 2016 and encodes 671 amino acids.
AUGGUUUAUGAUCGUUAUAUUUCGGGAGUGAUUAUCCACGGAGUUGGAUAUCAAAUGAAUAGAUACUUUCAACGAAAAAGGAACAUAGAUAGUGUUGAUGAGGGGGCAUCGAAUAAUGUGGAUGUUGAUAAGGGGUUAUCGAAUGAUGUGGAGUUUGAUGUCACAAAACUUCCAAUUGAUCCUGGUUUAAGGAUACUCAUUUUGGAUUACAAUGCUAACAUCCGAGAUGAAGUUCGAAGAGCAUAUAUGUUAAUGGGUCCUUGUCAGCCCCAAGAUCAUAACUUUCCAAAACGACAAUUUGGAGUAACAAUUAGACGAUUCAAUCCUUCGUGGUUUAAAGAGUUCGGUAGUUGGUUGGAGUACAGUGUAGAGAAGGAUGCUGCUUAUUGUUUGUAUUGUUAUCUUUUCAGAACAAGUUCUGGAAAGCAAGGUGGAGGUGAGUCUUUUGUUGGCGAAGGUUUUAUAUAUUGGAAAGAUAAAAAAAUGCUUCAUACUCAUGUUGGGCUUCAUGAUAGUGCACAUAAUCAAGCUUGCAUUAAAUGUGAAGUGUUGACGAAUCAAGAGCAACACAUUCAAUCAGUUUUCUACAAACAGUCAGAACAAGCAAGAAAUGCAUAUGUUACACGCCUUAAUGCAUCCAUUGAUUGUGUUCGAGUUCUUUUGCGACAAAGGCACUCAUUUCGAGGUCAUGAUGAAUCCGAGGAUUCUCUCAAUCCAGGUAACUUCUUAGUGCAAUAUCAAUUUUUGGCUGCCCAUAAUGAAGUUAUCAAUGCCGUCACAUUGGGAAAUGCUCCUCACAAUUGCAAAUUGACAUCACCUGAUGUUCAAAAGGAUAUAGUAAAUGCUUGUGCUAUUGAAACGAUCAAUGUUAUUAUCAAAGAUGUUGGUGACUCGCUAUAUUCUAUUCUAGUUGAUGAAUCUUGUGAUAUGUCAAUGAAGGAGCAAAUUACCACGGCUCUAUCACUUAAGGCUGCAAUUGAUAAGGUAUUUUCUAGAUAUAACUUGAGUAUGUCUAGAUUGAGAGGACAAGGUUAUGAUGGAGCAAGUAAUAUGCAAGGUAAGUUUAAUGGUCUGAAAACACUCAUUUUGAAUGAGAGUCCAUGUGCCUUUUACAUUCAAUGUUUUGCUCAUCAACUCCAACUUGCGCUUGUGACUAUUGCAAAGAAGAACAUCCAUAUUACUAACUUCUUUGGUGUGGUUGGGAACGUAAUAAAUACUGUUGGAGCAUCUUCCAAACGAUGUGAUCUUCUUCGAGAAAAACAAUUAGACUUUAUUGUUGAGGCAUUGGAAAAAUGUGAGAUUUUAAGUGGACAGGGACUUAAUCAAGAAACGACCCUUCAGCGCUCUGGUGAUACACGAUGGAGUUCACAUUAUAAUUCUUUGGUCAGCUUGCUUGCCAUGUUCUCUUCUGUUGUAGAUGUACUCGCAAUAAUUAUUGAAGAUGAGUCUUGUUCUUGUGAUCAAAGAUCUGAUGCAACAAAUUUAUUGGAGUUGAUACAAAGAUUUGAUUUUGUAUUUAAUCUACAGUUGAUGAGAAGUGUGUUGGGGAUUUCAAAUGAACUGUCAAAGGCAUUGCAAAGAAAAGAUCAAGAUAUUGUGAAUGCAAUGCAAUUGGUAAGAUUGUGCAAACGACGACUCCAAAUAAUGAGAGACGAAGGGUGGGACUCCUUUUUGGAAGAAGUAUGCUCUUUUUGUCAAAAACAUUAUAUUCAUGUACCCAACAUGGAUGAUAUGUUUGUACGCCUUGCAAUUCGUGGUCGCCCUCAACGUAAUUCUCCAGAAAUUACAAAUUUACAUCAUUAUCGAGUAGAUUUGUUCUACUCUGUCAUCGACUUACAACUUCAAGAAUUGAAUGAUCGUUUCUCGGAAGUAAAUACAGAGUUACUCCUUUGUGUAGCUUGUUUAUGCCCCCCACAAGAUUCAUUUUCUUCUUUUGACAAGAAAAAUUUGAUUAGACUUGCUGAGAUUUAUCCAUUAGAUUUCUCUGCAGUAGAUUGUAUUGUACUUAGCGAUUAA